AGGACCCAAGGGGCCCAUCAAUUAGCCAGGCGAGGCGUUGGGCAACCUCAGAGGAACAGGGCACAUUCCGCGCGAGCUUCCCGAUUCAUCCAACUCUAGAAGGCGCAUCAGGAGACGUAUUAGGAGGCGUUUGAGGAGGCAUAUUAGGAGUCUGAAUCAACUUGUCAACACGUCACCAUCCCGCGGGUCCCGCGACUGAUGCGCCCAUGACGUCGUCCGCCGCGCCCCGCCCGGGAGUGGGCGCGCGGGCGCUGUCGGGGAGCGCCAAUGUGGCGCUAGCUCUCACCGCAGCAGGCGCCACAAUCAACGGCGGAAUCUCCGCGGUGGUUGGCGCUGGCGGGCGCGGGGGUGGACCCGCGGGGUCGGGAGCAUCUGGGGGGGCGGGAGGGCAGGCGCCAAGUCCGAAGGGGACCUCCCGCGGUGCCUCCAGUCCGCGCGCGCCUGGCGGAAUCUUCCCCCGACAUGCGGCAGUCAACUACCUGUGCCUCAUGCUGCCCUUCCUCGCGCUUUCCACUCUGCAGCUGUACCUGAUGUGGUUACCGGAGCUGGGUCCCAUGCGGUUACCAGAGGAUGACUUUGUGGGCAGCAAAGGGAAGAAGAGCAGCAGGGAGCAUCGGUUCAACUACCGCACACUGCUCGCACACACUGCCAGCGAUGUGCUCUCGCUCCACAAACUUCUUGAGAGGAACCGUCAUGAGUUGAAGGGCGAGGUGGCGGACGGCAUGGAGCGGAUGGGCCUGGAGAUGCUGCAGACGAAGCAGGACAGCGCGCGGGCGGCUGCUGACGUGGCGGACUGGUGGCGGCACGAGCAGGGCAGGCUGAAGGCCAUGAGCGAGGACAUCGGGCAGCUGAAAAAAAUCGUCGGGCAGCAUGCAAGGAGCUUGGAGGCGCAAGUUCAAGCCGCGCAGGGGGGAGCAUCAAGCAGUGGUGAGGAGCACCCUAGGGAGGAGCGGCCGACGGAGGGGGAGGACAAUGAGGAGUUGGAGGAAUCGGGGUUGGCACGGCCGGAGCAGUGGCACCCGUCCCACCAGGCCUUCCAGCUCUUUUGGAUCACAGACGACCGCCCCACCUACUGGCAGCAGCGCACAUUCCAGCGCUAUGGAUCAUACGGAUUCAUCAAGUUCAGCGCCUACCGCGUGAAUGCCUCGACUAUCGCGGUGCUGGGGCUGGCGUCCCUUCCCAUGCACCAGGGCAGACGCUUCACCUCCUGCCGCUGGCACGCCAAACCCAAUGCUGGGGGUGACAAUGGCGGGAGUGACAACGGUGGGGUUGACAAUGGCGGGGGUGACAAUGGGAGUGGCAAUGGUGGUGGGGACAGUAGUGGCGGAGUGACUGAGGGCAGGCUCGUCCCGCUCUAUGUGGAGGAGCAUCAUGAGUACCUGUACGAGGCGGUGGUGCUGCUGUGUGUGCUGGAUGCCCCUUCGCCCCAAUCCGGUGGAUUCCUACAAGCGGAGGUGGAUGGAGAGGUCUUCUACCCCUUCGUGGAGCCGCCAGGCCAGCCCCUAGACGAGCCCUCGAACUUCCCCACCAACCUAGUCUUAUGCGGCCCGCCCAUGUUCGGAGCCAUCAACCCGCGCGCCCUCACCGAGUGGCUGCACUUCCACCGCGUGCUGCUGCCGGUGGACCAUUUUGUCCUGUACGACGCGGGCGGCGUGGCGAACCACGCUGACGUCAGCAGCGCACUGCAGCCGUGGGUGCAGGCGCGGGUGGUGGAGGUGACUGGGUUUCAGGAGGCGAAGCAGUACGACGUGUGGUCGUAUGCUCAGGCGCUAUCCUCCCACGACUGCAUGUACCGCCACCGCCACGAGGCCCGGUGGCUGCUCUUUGCUGACCUGGACGAGUUCGUUGAGGUGCUGCCGCCCAACACGCUGCAGCAGCUGCUACAGGACAACGCCGGCCGCCCCUGGAUCACGUUCGGGUGCACGGUGUUCAAUAGCUCGUUCUGCCGCCCGCAGGAGCAGUGGAACGGGGGUACAACCAGAAGGAGGAGGUUGUUACUGGGGGAGGGGGGACUGAGAGAGGAAUAUCCAGAGCAGUGGAAUGGGGGGACGGCCAGGAGGAGGAGGAGGUUGUUGCUGGGGAAGGGGGAGCUGAGAGAAACAGAAAAGCAACCGCACGAACGAUGGAACGUGGGGGCGGCGAGGAGGAGGUUGUUGCUGGGGGAGGAGGAAAGGGACGAAGGGAGAGCUUCUCAGCCGUUCAUCAUCGAGGGAGUGAAGUACCAGUGGCCGCACCCCUACUGCAUGAACGCCUCGCUUUUCCCCGACCACCUCUGCCUGGACCAGUUCGGGCACCGCAAGUACAUCCUCAAUCCCAGGCGGGUCUCCCUCGCACAGAUCCACGUGAUCAUCGGGGGAGAUUUGGACGGCCUGGAUCUGCCGACGGACGUUGCGAGAUUUGCGCAUUACCGGGGGCUGACGACAAGGGCGUACCCCAUGUGCGACCUGGGGCGCCCGAGCAAGUGGUGGCAGUACCAUGAUGGGUUGGCCAAGAUGGCACAGGCUGCUCGGUCGUGCCCUGCUCUGGAGACGCUGCUUUCCAACACGGAGCGAGAGCGCUGCACACCGCAGGCACUCGCCCGAAGCAUUACGUCGUCGUAGCGCCGCGCCAGUGGUCCUGGCGUAUUGGAAGGCGAUGAAAUGCAGAGGAAUUUGAUGCUUGGAGAGUGGCAGUCCUACAGUGCUUAGGAACAGACCACCCCCCCCCCCCCCCAAUACAACCAGCCUGCUGUGGCAAUACCUUGCUCCACUCCGUUCAAUUCAUCAUGCUUACUCAUCAUCCAAUACUCGUCAUGCAAUACUCGUCAUGCAAUACUCGUCAUGCAAUACUCGUCAUGCAAUAAUCGUCAUGCAAUACUCGUCAUGCAAUACUUGUCAUGCAAUACUCGUCAUCCAAUACUCGUCAUGAGUUCAUUUAUUUGGCUCCAUUCCUCCUCGUGUCAUCAUGAGUUCAUUUAUUCGCCUCCAUUCCACCUCGUGUCUCCCAUCCCAUGAGCGCUUCAGCGAGGGACGGACUACUUGCACCGCCUUGCCUCGUACCAUUCUAAACAGCUGUGGUAGCCAGGUCCAGAAAUCCUGAAUCAUACUUUCAUUUCAGGCUUGUGUGCAUCAGGGAUUUCAAUCCGGGUUCACUUUUGAGCCAACUCAGAAGUCAAGUCGACUAAAAAGUCACAUUUUCA
Messenger RNA from Closterium sp. NIES-67, 3178 nucleotides. Lineage: Eukaryota; Viridiplantae; Streptophyta; Zygnematophyceae; Desmidiales; Closteriaceae. The record is from the annotation of a GenBank genome assembly.